Brassica rapa (field mustard) is the source of this 1359-nucleotide messenger RNA. RefSeq names its product nucleolar protein 58-like. NCBI's taxonomy places the organism in Eukaryota, Viridiplantae, Streptophyta, Magnoliopsida, Brassicales, Brassicaceae. The record is from RefSeq and is a predicted model, not a curated record.
AUGGACGAGAAGACCCUAGAUAACGUGGUGAAAGCUGUAGUGCAGCAGAGUCUGAAAGUUUUGGGGGAAAGGAAAAUUCCCGACAACGAUGCUAAACUCUCCUCCGCCGGCGUAGAAAAAUCUUUAUCGGUGACAUCAUCACCUCGUAGGAGGUCGCCACCGGAAAAGUCGGACAAAAGUCCAGUGGUAGAACCGCAGGCCCAGGAGGAGAAGUCUGUAAAAACUCCAGUGACAGAACCGCGGCAGCAGAAAAAGCCUGUCAAAAGUCCAGAGCCGCCGCAGCAGAAAGAGAAGGCUGUCAAAAGUCCGGUGCCGCCGCAGCGGAAGGAGAAGGCUGUCAAAAGUCCGGUGCCGGCGCAGCAGAAACAGCAGAAGUCAGUCAAAAGUCCAGCGUUAGCUGAGACCCCUGCAAAGAAGAAUUCGGAGCUUGAGAAGGAUACAGUGGAUGCUAAGGAUGGUAAGGAUGCCAACGUUCCAGCCUAUGGACGCGGCUUACGGGGCAAGGCCAAGCGUACUGUUACUGUAAAGGAUGAGGCUAUCGAGGAUAAGAAAAAAGCACAGCGGGCAGAGGCUGCGUUGAAGAGGAAGGAGAAGCAAGAGGCUAAGAAAAAAGAGAACGAGGAGAAGAAACAGAAGAGAAAAGCGGCUGAGUUACAAAAGAAACAAGAGGCUGGGUUACAGAAGAAAAAUAAGGAAGACGAGGCUGAGUUACCGAAAAAAAAGGAAAAAGAGGCUGAGUUACCGAAGAAGAAGAAAGAAGAAGAGGCUGAGUUACAGCGGUCUGAGGAAUGUGUUGUGACGAACGACGAAGUUCUUGCGGAAGAUAACGCAUUGGCGGCGGAGUCUGAUGUCGAGCCAGCUGAAUUGAUUAGAUCUUCCGUGAUAAAGGAAUUUCGGGAGAAAUCAGUUAAGUUAUCUCCACAAGGGUUUUCAUUGACGAACCUUGAUUCAGCACCAGUUUUUCCGUACAUUGGAGACAAUGGACAGACGACUUGCAUGAGGAAGAACAUUACGCCUUCAUCAGCAAUAUACGACCCUUGCGCACCUGUUGAUCCGGCGCGACUGGAAAAACUGAAGCAACACAUUAAGGCAAUUCCACCCAAACCACCAGCACCUAAAGAUAAACCAGAAAAACUCUCAGCUGAUCAUGAGAGUGACUUCUACAGCAUACUCAUGCAUGAAAGACCGUGGCCUGACAAAGAAUAUGGAUGGGUGUUUGAUAAUCAUAUCGCUGCGUAUAUGAACGUCCUCAUACAAAGGUCCAUGCGAGAUCCCACUCCAUUCUGGUCCAAGCGGAUUGGUUUCAUAGACCCUUGGUUGUUAAGUUUUGGGCUUACGAUUACAGGCAGUUCAGGAUGA